AUGGGACUAGCAUCAAUAUAUCUUAGCGAAAUUGCUCCAAUAAAUCUGCGUGGAGCGAUAGGGUGUAUGUCCAAUGUCUUCCUCUAUACAGGCUUUCUUUUCGCGUUGGUUGUUGGCCUGCCUUUUAUGUUGGGAGAUGAGGAAAAUUGGCAUUUAAUAUUUCUACUUUCCUACAUACCUGUAAGUGUUCAAUUAACCUUGUUGGGCUUCUUCUGUCCCGAAUCACCCAAGUACUCCUACAUUGUUCAUGGAAAUUUUAUGGAAGCUGAGAGGAGUCUGCAAUUGCUUAGAGGAAGGAAUGAUGUAAAAGAAGAAAUGGAUAUGCUAGACAAAGAAGCAUCCACAGCCAGAUCAACUUCACACCAAAAAAUUGGUUUUUGCCAAAUGCUAGAAAAAAAGUAUUUACGUUGGUCACUCUAUUUGGGCAUUUAUUUAGUCUUUUCUGUCCAAACGAGUGGAAGUGCUCCAGAUGCACAAUUAGCAACAUGUGGAAUUGGUGUUGUUAACGUUCUCUCAAUUCUUGCUUGUGUCUAUUUGGUUCAACAUCCAAGUAUUGGCCGUCGUCUAUUAUUCUUAACAUGUACUGCUGGUUGUUGUAUAUCUACUGCAUUAAUUGGAAUCACUAUAAUUAUCGCCGAGAAAGGCAAUGUUGAAGCUAAUAUAACAACAACAGAAACUACUACAACUUUUACCACUACUAUAGCUACAACAAUUGCCUCUUCUAAUGCUUCAGGAGGAAGUCUUGCUGCUUAUCUCAGUAUUGUCUUCAUUGCGGUUUAUGUCGUCUUCUUCUCUAUUGGAUUUGGAGCAAUAACCGAAACAUAUUUGAGCGACCUUUUCCCUUCGGAGGCCCGCGCCGCUGGUUGUAGUGCCUCAACCUUGGCCUCUCUUCUAUUCCGACUGGUUGUACUCUUUAGCUUUCCGAUGCUUAAGGUGAAUGAUUUUUCAGGCCAAAAUAAAUUUUCUUUUCAGAAAUUAAUCGGCCCUUCUGUCUUCUUCACCUAUUCUGCCUGCCAACUAUUCUGUUCUAUAUUUGGAUUCAUUAUUUUGCCGGAGACUAAAAAUAAAGAACCUGAACGGAUUUUGAGGGAUAUUAAAAGGAGAAGGAUGAGUGUUACUUCUAGGUGUUGUUGUAAAAUGUGAAUUUGAUUCUGUAUAUUCGGUGCUUUAUUGUUAUAAUGUACAAAAACCAUUGUUGUA
This is a messenger RNA of Meloidogyne enterolobii, 1200 nucleotides long. Lineage: Eukaryota; Metazoa; Nematoda; Chromadorea; Rhabditida; Meloidogynidae. The record is from the annotation of a GenBank genome assembly.